UUUUCCGCAGGGAUUACUACUCACCAUUCCUCUGUGGCCAUUAAAAGAACCAUUGAUCAACAAACACACCAAACUUCAAGAAAUAUAUAUAAAUGCUCGCACGUAUAUAGCCAUUAGUUUUGUUUAAAGAAAUUUGAUAGUUUUAGAGAGAGAAAGAAAGAAUUAAAAAAAUAGGCUAAAUAUUAAUUCUGAUCGUCAAUCGAUAUAGAAUUAGGGUAUCAAUUAUCAUUAUAGCUUGGACAAUGGUGGUGGUGGACGCACAAUACGUUGAGCCAUUCACCGUCGAUCUUGCUGUUCAGAGGAAAUCAGUGGCCAAUUCAAAUGGAAACUUUACCGUUGUCGACGUCAAUGGAAACGUGUUGUUUAACAUUAAAGACACAUUGUUCAGUUUUCAUGAUCGUCAUAUCUUGUAUGAUGCAAACGACAAACCUGUUCUAACUUUCAAGAAAAAGCUCCGAUCCAUCCAUGGAAGAUGGCAAGCUUUCAAAGGAGAGAACGCCACCCACAAAGAUUUACUUUUCAGUGUAAAGAAGUCAGCAGCACCUAAACAUGAAACGGAGUUAGAUGUGUUUUUAGUGGAAAACAAAGAGGAGACAUCGUGUGAUUGUAAGGUUACAGGAGAUUGGGAAACCAAAUCUUGCAACGUCUACGCCCAAGAUGGUUCUACCAUUCUUGCUGAGGUACAUGAUAAGCAAAAUAUUACCAAUGUGGUGGUUGGAAAGGAGACCUUCGGUAUAACAGUCUACCCGGAUGUGGAUUAUGUUUUUAUUGUUGCACUUGUGGUGAUUCUUACGGAAAUCAAAAGUUAUGAUAGUAGCAAGAAAAAGAAAAAGAAAAAGAAAAAGAAGGAAAAGAAGAGUUCUGAUAGUAGUGAAGACGAUAAAAAAGAUAAGGAGAUAAAGGUUGAAGAGGUGCAGGAGGAUGAGAAAGAGAAAUUACAAGUAAAAGAACAAACAAAAGACGAAGAGGAAGAUCAUGAAGAGCCGAGAGAACAAGAAGAACAAAAAGAAGAUGAAGUAGAAGAAGAAGUAGAAGAAGAAGAUGAUGAUGAUGAUGAUGAUGAUGAUGACGACAGUGAAAGUGAAAGUGAAAGUGAAAGUGAUAGUGAUAGUGAUGAUUAUGAUGACGAGGAACAUGAUGAUGAUAAAGAGGGUCAAACUAACAUGGAGGAACCGAAUCAUGAUGAGUAUAAUAACGACGAAGAUGAUGAAGAAAGUAGCUCCACCUCAGAAGAAAGUCCUAAAAAAUAG
Lactuca saligna is the source of this 1250-nucleotide messenger RNA. The record is from the annotation of a GenBank genome assembly. NCBI's taxonomy places the organism in Eukaryota, Viridiplantae, Streptophyta, Magnoliopsida, Asterales, Asteraceae.